Molecule: messenger RNA, 1053 nt
Organism: Camellia sinensis
Lineage: Eukaryota; Viridiplantae; Streptophyta; Magnoliopsida; Ericales; Theaceae
Source: RefSeq, a predicted model, not a curated record
AUGUCGACUACACAACGAAGUGAGAAUAUAAAUGCGUUUUUUGAUGGAUAUGUGAACUCAAAGACAUCUUUAAAGCAAUUUGUUGAACAAUAUGAUAAUGCUUUGAAAAGUAAGGUUGAGAAAGAGAUGAAAGCAGACUUUAAAUCUCGAAACAAAUUGUAUGAUUGCUUAACGGUAUAUGAGUUUGAGAAGCAAUUUCAUGCAGCCUACAUGAAUGUAAAAUUUAAAAAAGUACAAGUAGAAUUGAAGCGACUAUUGUAUUGUCGUGCGAAUCUUGUCAAAGAGGAGGGAGCAAUUUGUACUUAUCAUGUGAAGGAGGUUGUUCUUGUUGGUGAGAAAAUGAAGACUGUGGAAUUUGUUGUGUACUUUAAUGCAAGUGAAUGUGAAUUGCAUUGUAUGUGUCGGUGGUUUGAGUUUAGGGGCAUUAUGUGUGCCCAUGCAAUUACUGUGCUACUUGAGAGGUGUAUAUAUCAAGUGCCAGAUAAAUACAUUGUAUCAAGAUGGAGAAAAAAUAUCGAAAGAGGGUACACAUGCAUUCCAACCGCAUACACUAAAGCCGGGGAUAUUCUUAAUGCAAAGUUGUAUGAUAAAUACCACAAGAUGUUGGUUGAAAUCAUAGAAAUUGCUGCCAACGAUGAUGGUAAACACGAAGUGCUUGAUCUUGGGUUGAUAAAAAUCAAGGAUAAAGUGAGAAAAGAUCAAUCAGGUAGUGCGAGUCAUGUACCACUUUCUGCUAGUAAUGUACCACAUUCUUAUAGUUCGCUGAAAAGUCCGUCUGCUCGUAGUACUACAAAAGCAAGCAUGUCUCGCAGGAUGCUUAGUCCUAUGGUUGCUCGUCGAAGAGGACAUCCAUGUACCAAGCGGAAGGUUAGCAAAGUGGAUGAAAUAGUGAAUCGGUUGAAGAGAAAGAGUAAAAAGCCUCCAAAAACACAGGGACGUACGAUUCCUCAAUGUCAGCCUCGGAAGUUAAAUUUUCCUGGUACAGAUGAUAUGCAAUACAAUACUUAUCAUGACCCGUUUACCACAUUUGGAUUAAAAGAAUAUCAGAGCUAA